AUGAGCGACAGCAACGAUGCCGAGCCCGCGGUUCUCGUGCCGAGCCCGCGCGGGUCCCCGCUGAAGCUCGAAGUCACGCGCCUGAAAGGCGAGCUGAAGGAAGCGACGGAGAAAGCGGAGAGCUACCGCGUGAAGCUCCAAGGCGCGGUGAAGAAGGGGAAGGCCAUCCAGGCGGAGCGCGAACAGCUCAAGAAGCAGCUCGAGGGGUCCCAGAAAACCGAUGGCGACGCCGCAAACGCCGCCGCCGCGGAGAAGGCGACGUCCGACGCGGAAGCGGAACUGACGUCCCUGCGCGAGCGCGUCGCCGCCGCGGAGAAGGCGACGUCCGACGCGACCGCGAGAGCGAAAGCCGCGGAGACGAAACUCGCGGUGACGACGUCGAUGCGCGAAGCCGCAGCGACGGCGGCGGCGGCGAAGGAUGACGCCGCGUCCGACGCCGCCGAACGCGCCGCCGCCGCCGAGUCCGCGCUCGCGGCGCUCCGCGACGAGCUCGCGGCGGAGAAGCGAGCGACCGUCGCGCUCGAGGAGUCCGCGCGCGCGGCCGCGAGGGAGGCGGACGAGGCUGUCGCGCGCGCGGAGCGGCUCGACGCCGAGCUCGCCGACGCGCGAAUGCGACUGGAACGCUCGCGACGACGCGAAGUCGAGGCGUCCGUCGGCGGCGCGACCGCCGCCGACGCGGAGCGACGCGCGGAGGAGGCGGAGGCGGAGGCGGAGCAGCUCAGAGAAGAGAUCGCGAUCGCGAGGGACGCUGCGAGCGCCGCGGAGGAGGAGCUGCGACGGCUCGGCGGGUUGAGCGAGACGGAACGCGUCGCGGCGGAGGCGUCGCGGCGCGCGGCGGAGAGCGAAAAAGAACGCGCGGCGGCGGCGCGCGUCGCCGCGGAGGCGUCGGUCGCGGACGCGGACGCGCGGACGGCCGCCGCGGAGGAGCGCGCGGCCGCCGCGGACGCGGAGAGCGAGCGGCUGCUUCAGGAGUCGGACGAGCGGAACCGCCGGUUCGCGCGUCUGCAGGCGUCGUUCGUCGCGAAGGAGGCGGCGCUGAAUGAAAAAAUCGACGAGCAGUCGCGCGCGCUGAGGCGCGUUCUGGUUACACUGGUUCCCAUACGACCGCGUCGGCGUGGUGAACGCCGAUCCUUAAGGACUUUAUCUCCCGUCGUUUCGCUCCGCCCACCCCCCGCUUUCAAUCCCCGCCCUCGACGCCUUUCAACUCCACCUGACGCCUUUCAACUCCACCCCGACGUUCGCCUGUAUGGAACGACCCUCAGCGCCGGCAACGACGGCGCGCGCGCGAAGCUUCGCGCGAUGGAGGACGAGGUCGCGGACCUGAGGGACGCGCUCGCGGCGAGCAAGAGGGAGGCGACCGCGGCGAUCGCGCGAUCAGCCGCCGCGGAGGCGGCCGCCGCGGAGACCGCGGGCGGGGAAGCGAAGACGGCGGCGGCGCUGAGAGAACGCCUCGCCGCCGCGGAGGCGGAGGCGGUCGGCCUGCGCGCUGAGGUGAACGACGCGAAUGCGCGCGCGGGGGGCGGGGACGAUCGGUCCGCUCGCGCUCGCGUCGCGCAGCUCGAGAACGCGCUGAAGGACGCGAGGCAGGAGACGAACGAGGCGCGGCGGGAGGCGGAGGACGCGCGCCGACGCGCCGCCGCCGCCGCCGCCGCCGCCGGCGAGGUCCAGCCGGCGACGAGUUCGAGCUCCGGCGGCGGCGCGAGGGAGCUCGCCGCGUCGGAGGCGACCGCGCAGCGCCUCCGCGCGACCGUGGAGGCGCUCGAGAGAGAUAACAAGAGCCUUCAGUGGCAGGUCGCGAUGACGCAGAGCGGCGGCGGCGGCGCGACCGGCGGCGUCGCCACCGCGGCGGGGAAGGGCGUCGCGAAAGGCGCGCGACCGGGCGGGCUUCUCGCGACGUCGACGACGGACGGACCGGGGGCGUUGCCCGCGCUGAAGCGUCACAAGAGGGAGAUUUUCAUCGCGUACCUCGUGCUCUUGCACGUGUACACGCUGUCGCUCGUGACGCGCGCGUGUUGA
Messenger RNA from Micromonas pusilla CCMP1545, 2016 nucleotides. RefSeq lists its product as uncharacterized. The coding region runs from base 1 to 2016 and encodes 671 amino acids. NCBI's taxonomy places the organism in Eukaryota, Viridiplantae, Chlorophyta, Mamiellophyceae, Mamiellales, Mamiellaceae. The record is from RefSeq and is a predicted model, not a curated record. The transcript has 3 exons.